This is a messenger RNA of Ostrinia nubilalis (European corn borer), 4059 nucleotides long. RefSeq names its product inositol hexakisphosphate kinase 3 (gene Ip6k). The coding region runs from base 1200 to 2606 and encodes 468 amino acids. Gene Ontology annotation, biological process: phosphatidylinositol phosphate biosynthetic process; inositol phosphate biosynthetic process. The record is from RefSeq and is a predicted model, not a curated record. Gene Ontology annotation, cellular component: nucleus; cytoplasm. Gene Ontology annotation, molecular function: inositol hexakisphosphate kinase activity. The transcript is spliced from 9 exons. NCBI's taxonomy places the organism in Eukaryota, Metazoa, Arthropoda, Insecta, Lepidoptera, Crambidae.
GGUGCGCGACCGUCAGUCACCAGUGCGCAACGCAACGAGAAGCAAGUGUUCAGCGCUCGGUAGCGCUACUUUUAUUUUUGCGUUAAUUUUUUUUUGUGCAACUCUUGAGCUUCCACAAGAAAACCUGUUUUAUAUUGCUCAUGUAUCACUCUUCUGUGAACGGCAAAGAUUUGCAUACUGUUACUGUAAACUCGUGUUACAUCGUUUGGCUCUCUACCUACUUCGGUUCCUGUGUGUUGAGUAAUAUUCUGUGUCAGUUGUAGUGUUUGUGCUUGUGAUAGAAUCAGACGAUUUCAUCGCGAACGUGUUCCAAUUUGGGAUUUCACCACGAGCGGGCUCAAGGAAGUUUAUAGUCAAGUGGACAGCGGUGGCGGUGGCUUGGCCGAAGUAAUGGUGUACUCUCUCGGCUGGGGCAUGGGCGAGCCGGAGCGGCGCGGCGCCGACCGCAAGCGAGCCCAGCCGCCCCCAGUAGCGCACUCGCCGCUGUCGCCCGACGACGGGCAUGAGGUCGACGUAUUGCCUCUCCACAAUCAGGUGAGCUCGAAGUGUGGUGCACUCUCUCGGCUGGGGCAUGGGCGAGCCGGAGCGGCGCGGCGCCGACCGCAAGCGAGCCCAGCCGCCCCCAGUAGCGCACUCGCCGCUGUCGCCCGACGACGGGCAUGAGGUCGACGUAUUGCCUCUCCACAAUCAGGUGAGCUCGAAGUGUGGUGCACUCUCUCGGCUGGGGCAUGGGCGAGCCGGAGCGGCGCGGCGCCGACCGCAAGCGAGCCCAGCCGCCCCCAGUAGCGCACUCGCCGCUGUCGCCCGACGACGGGCAUGAGGUCGACGUAUUGCCUCUCCACAAUCAGGUGAGCUCGAAGUGUGGUGCACUCUCUCGGCUGGGGCAUGGGCGAGCCGGAGCGGCGCGGCGCCGACCGCAAGCGAGCCCAGCCGCCCCCAGUAGCGCACUCGCCGCUGUCGCCCGACGACGGGCAUGAGGUCGACGUAUUGCCUCUCCACAAUCAGGUGAGCUCGAAGUGUGGUGCACUCUCUCGGCUGGGGCAUGGGCGAGCCGGAGCGGCGCGGCGCCGACCGCAAGCGAGCCCAGCCGCCCCCAGUAGCGCACUCGCCGCUGUCGCCCGACGACGGGCAUGAGGUCGACGUAUUGCCUCUCCACAAUCAGGUGAGCUCGAAGUGUGGUGCACUCUCUCGGCUGGGGCAUGGGCGAGCCGGAGCGGCGCGGCGCCGACCGCAAGCGAGCCCAGCCGCCCCCAGUAGCGCACUCGCCGCUGUCGCCCGACGACGGGCAUGAGGUCGACGUAUUGCCUCUCCACAAUCAGGUGGGCGGGCACACGCGACUGCUGGUGCUAAACGACAGCACCGUCAUCAAACCACUCAACAUACGCGAGUUGCAUUUCUAUCAGAACAUUCCCGAGGACAUCCAGAACUUUGUGCCCCGAUACAAAGGCGUGAUGCAGGCUUCUAACACGGGAAGCACCAAAUUGGACAAGCGGUACUCGCCAUGUUUCCGCGACGAGAACGGCCGCAAGCAGUCGCUGGGCGGCAAGCGCAAGCGCGACGACGUGUUCAAAUUUAAAGUUCACCGCAAUGGCAAUGCAAGCGAAGUGCUUAAAAGCAUUGCACACAUGGACAAUUCCAAUAAGCAGUAUUUCCUGAUGAUGGAGAACAUAACGUCGUCGUACCGGCGGCCAUGCGUGCUGGAUCUGAAGAUGGGCACGCGGCAGCACGGCGACGAUGCGUCCGCGGAGAAGCGCACCAAGCAGAUCGCCAAAUGCGCUGCCAGCACCUCGGCCACGCUGGGCGUCAGGCUCUGUGGCAUGCAGGUGUUCGUGCCUGAGACGGGCGCGUGCGUGCGCCGCGACAAGUAUUGGGGCCGCGCAUUAUCAGAGGCGGGGCUUCGCGAGGCGCUGCGCGACUUCUUCGCGGGCGGCGCGGGGAUACGAGCGCGUGUCGUUCGCCGCGUGCUUCGCGACUUGGACGCGCUGCGGCGUGCCAUCGCCAAGCAGACCAGCUACAGGUUCUACUCCUGCUCCCUGCUGAUUGUGUACGAGGGCGACCUGCGGCCAGCGGAGGCGCCGGGUGCGGAGUACGAUGCGGACGCGUCGAGUAGUUCCGCGGAGCUGCCGGCGCCGGGACACUUUGAUAUGUCCACGCUGCACGACGAGAUCUCGACUGACGCGCCCGCUCGCGAGCCGUUCCGCCCGCACUCUGAGGAGACCAUGGGAGGAUAUGAGGAGGGAGAGGGCGAGGUGGCCGGUCACUCGCCGCGCCGGCAGCCGCCCAGCCCGGACUCGACGGACAGCUGGAUGGCGUACUCGUCCACGAGCAGCGAGUCGUGGCGCGGCGAAGCGGAGGCGGAGGCGGAGGCGGCGGCCGAGGCGGAGGCGGAGCGCAAGCGCGCGCGCACGUGGCCCGCGCCGCCGCCCGAGGCGCGCGUGGACAUCCGCAUGAUCGACUUCGCGCACACCGCCUACGCCGGCGCCGCCGCCGAGUCGCCGCUGGCCACCGCCACGCCGCACCACGGGCCCGACUGCGGCUUCCUCACCGGCGUCGACAGCCUCAAGCGCCUGCUCACCGAGAUCCUCCCGCCGCAGCCCUACAGCUAAUGAGCCGGGCGGGCCGCACUAGAAAAAACUAAAAACCAACCUUUCGGACGAAUUCUGAGGGGCUCCGACGCCGACCCCGCGCCGGCGCGCCCGCCGAGACGACCUCGAGGGGCGCCUGAGUCGGAACCGUUCUCUUCGGAAAUUUUAAACUGUUCGACUGAUGUAUGUAAUUUUAUCGGGAAACUGUCGCCGCGCGUUCGCACAGGGCGGACGUCCGCAGGUGUUCCGUUCGCUUUGCGCUCGCCGUCGAGGCUCCCCCUGUGGGACCGUCCGGCGACCGUUGCACCAAGUGAAUGUUGGCGGUACAAAAUAUUUUAAUUUUACGUUUAACAUAUACUUUCAAAGUGGGACCCAGUAGGUAUUCUUAUAUCUCGUAUUUUUAAGUAUUACUAUUAAGUUAUUCCAGAUUGACGUGCUUUUGAUUUGUCCGAGUCGCUUUACUUUGUCUAUGAGUUGGUUCUGUAAAUUAUUUUACCUAAUUAUUGCGUAGACAUUCCCUGUCGGUUUAUUGAAUUCUUUUAUACCUAUGAUUGGAAUACACAAAGAUUGUAGAUAUUGCGAUUAACCCUAUUCGGUUUGCAUUUAGUUUCACACGUUUGUUAAAAUGAAUUAACAUUGACCCGCACACUCGCCGUCGUCAUUGAUAACAUUAUCGUGUUCGAUCACAAAGGUACUAAUUGGUCCCAGUCAAUGAAGCCAAAGUAAUACUUACUAGAAAUAAUUCAAAGAACAACUGUUAGGAGUCUAGUGCUCUUGAAGUAGAUAAUUGAAGUACUAGACUUAAACAUAUUUAUCUGACGUCCAAACCGUUGUUUGUGAGCCAUUAUUGUAAUUUAAGUAGUAACUGCUUUUCCAGAAUGUAACUAACAAAGACAAAUUUAGUAUAUUUUGCGGAAUGAGUGUGCCAAACAUUGUUUUGUACCUAAAAUAGCACACCUCACACGCAUGUGACAACAGUUAUAAUUUCGCAAACAGUAUUAUGGAAAUUGUAAGUGAGAAUGAGCGUUUGUUUGUGUAAAUAUAUUUGUAAUGGAGUGCCAGUAUGCAGUCUGGUGUUGAUGGGAAGUGAAGCGGUUGUAAAUAUUCUCGUUUCGUACGAGAGAUGUUCCAUAAAGGUGGUUGCACACAGCUGCGAUAACUAGAUCGUUACCUUCUGUAUGUUGCGUGCUCGUUCGAAUAUUAUGUGUGGACUGAGAUCGCAACUGUGUGCAGGGGCCUUUAGCGAGUCUGAGCGGGCGGGCGGUCCGCAGCGAUUGACCAUAGUGUUAGCCAACAUUCCUUCGUGCUGCAUUCGUCAUUGUUUGUCCUUUACUUUAUUUUUAUUAGAGUGAUAAAUUUAUGAAAAGUACCUGGUUUAAUUAGGAUGCUAGGUUGUAUUGCAAAUUAUCAUUUAUGUCUGUUAUUUUAAAUAACUGUAUGACACUAUUUUGUUAAAUAAAUUUUAGGUAUUAAA